Molecule: messenger RNA, 2902 nt
Organism: Cladocopium goreaui
Lineage: Eukaryota; Dinophyceae; Suessiales; Symbiodiniaceae
Source: the annotation of a GenBank genome assembly
GCACGUUGUCACCGCUUUCUCAGACCAUCGCGCGUCGCAGUUCAACUGUGAAACCGUGGAUCCCCCGGAACAUUUCAAGCGAUCUGUCCCCAUGUCGAAGGCACCAGAGGUAUCUGAGGAGAAUCGUGAGCAGACCGAAAUGCAGCCAGCAAUGCCGGAGGAGGAGGAGACUGCCUCCAUUGUGUCGGAAGCCGAAGGUGAUGCGCCGAUCGAGGAUGGGGGUGAGGUCGAAGGCCAAUCUACUGCAGGGAACUCAAACUUUGGGGAAACUAUGAAUGUCCUCAAAAUGAAUUCGACCGACAUCACCUUGCUGCGGACAUCCUUCGAUUUGCUCCUGCAUGCCAUGGGCAACGACCGUGAAGCCGUUGGGGACGCCAUCUAUGGCACCAAGAUCGGCGCAUUGGUGGCUAUCAAGGACAGCUUUACAACUCCUCGUGCAGUUGUUUCCUUGCGUUUCUUCAAUUGCUUCCGCUUGCUCCUGGAGAAGGCCGAAGAUCCGGAUGAAUUGAAGAUCUAUGUGGAGACUUUGGCCUUUAAGCAUUUGCAAAGCGAGAUUACCGAGAGGCGUGUGGAUUCCGUGAUCGACGCCUUUCUGGAAUUGUUGACGCAAAACGUGCCCAAACUUCCCCCUGGGUCUCAUGCUGCCUGGCGUACGAUGUUGAGCUACUGCGGCUCCUGCUACAGGUUUGUGGGCGAUAGCUAUGGCGAGCGCUUGCGUGUCAUCAAGGAAGACUGGGCGAUUGUUCAGCAAGCGUCUUCAAAGAAGGAGGACAAGGAGGAAAAAGAGGGACAAGAAGGGGAGAAGGAGAAUAAAGAAGGAGAGGAGGAGGAAGAGGACAACAGGGACGCAGGGGCUGAGACCUUCAGUUUCGGUCGCAUGUGCGCCUUCAGCAACGAAGUCAUGGGACAGAAGACGGAAGGUUGGAUGUUGGAAUUGCUGCAGGUCUUUAACGUGUUGGUAGACAUGAUCUCCAGCCCAGUGCACCUUCAAGAGGAGUGCGACUUGUUGGCCAUCAACUUGAUCACAAAGUCCAACAACAUUGACUUCGAAAAGUUCAAGCCUGUGAUGCUUGCGGCUUUGCGAUCCCUGCUGCCAAAACAAUGGAGCACGCUUCACGAAAACGCCUGGGAGUGGUUGUGGAUGACCGUUGCCCGCAACUUGAACGAGUCCACCAUGAAGGUGCGUGCUUUCAAGCCGUACAAUGGGCGCAUGUUCUCGUCGUUGAAAGAAGAGCAGCUGGAUCGCUUCCGAACUCAUAUCUUCACGGAGUUCUUUGCGAGAAGCCAAGCGAGUCAAGACUUGUUCAAACAGUCGCAAUCGAGAUUGCGGUACAUUGCAGACAGGGUUUUGCAGUCGUCCUAUGACAUGUUCCACAAGAACAAAGAUGAGACUCUGGAUGAUUUGUCUGCCUUGGGAUUGCGCCAUGUAGGCUAUGGCAUUCCCAUCGAGCUUUUUGGACCCUUCGUGGAGGUUUGCGUCAACGUCAUGCAUCCCUUGAUCCAGGAGUUCCCCAAUGAUUGUGUAAGUACGAAGAUGGUUUGGUGCCCCAAGGACAAGGCGCAUCAAAUCCAGGAGAAGGAGAUUCCAGAGCACAUGAUGAUUGAAGGCUUCCGCUGGUCCAUUGGUUUGACAGCCCGGGUUUUGGUGCGCACUAUCAUGGAUGGCUCAACCGCUGUAAUGCAAGCCAUUCACUUCGACGAUUCCAAACGCCUUCGUCGGGCCUUGCUGGAUGCUCCGAGGGUGGAAAGAGCCAUAUGGCAGCUGGCGGUGCAAGUGGGAAGCCAAUCCAUUUCACCCUUGUUUUGGUCACUCAGGAGUGGUGCCCAUGACACUGCCAAGUUCAUGAUCCAAGAUGUACUGACCAUCCGGGCGGACAGAGAUCACUACUACUAUGGUGCAGAUGAACUGUUUAGGUAUCAGCCCAACAUCGCGGACAACAUCCUACGGGAGGCACCCUUUUUAGCUGAAACUUUGCUCGAGGGCUUGAUUUGGCGCUCCCACAAGAGCCAGGACAAUCUGCGACCCGUGAUCUACUACCUGAAGCACAUGCUUCAAGACAUGGACGAAGAACAGAUGCUCUCCCGUGCGCUGAUCAGCUACGUUCGUUUCAAUCAUCCUCAGCCCUUUGGCCGAGCCUGUGAGCCGAGUUGGGAGCCGACCAUCAUGCAUCCGAUCCUCACCUUUUCCUUGGACCUGCUCUGGGAGAAGCUCGCAAAGCGAUUCUUUUUGAUGGAUCGCGUGCUGACGAUGUUCAAUUGCAUUAUCUUUAUCCUGGCCGAAUGCAUUCUGAACGCCCCUACCUUGAUGGAUCAUCUGGUGAUCAAAGUGUUGGCGGGUGGGCGAUUUUUGGUCUACUCUGUGGGAUUUUGCCGCUUGCUCUACUGGCAUUCGGUGCAAUGCUGCAGGGCCUGUAAAGAUGGUGCGUUGACCCGAAUCUGCGGUGUGAAGAUCCCGCAGUACCUCACCAGGAGCUCGGAUAUCCUCAGCCUCCUGCUGAUGAUGGACUUGCUGGCGAUGAUGACUGUGGAGCCUAUGUUCCAUUGCAUGGGCAAGCCAGAGGAGCAUCCGGAGCAUGAAGGGUUGGGCCUCAUCCAGUACAGAUGUGAAGAGUGGACGGACGAGAUGAGUCUCCUCUACGAAAUUUUCGUCAUCCUGGGGGUUUUCCUGUACGUCAUUUUAAUCCUCGAGGUCGGCAGCAUCUCCGUGAAGCUGUCGGAAUAUCGCGUGCUCUGUCUUCACGCCAUUGAGCAGGUGCUGCUGUGCUUCGGCGUGGUCCUUCUGGCCAUUUUCACCUUCUCCUUCGCCAUCAGCGGCAUGACCCGUGAGGCUGGGAGGGAUGGGGAUGGCAGACCCUUGCCCAUUUGGCAAGUGGGGAAUUCAAGAAUUCAUCAUCAAAGAUAA